Messenger RNA from Penicillium chermesinum, 342 nucleotides. RefSeq lists its product as uncharacterized. Bases 1 to 342 code for a protein of 113 amino acids. The record is from RefSeq and is a predicted model, not a curated record. The transcript has a single exon. NCBI's taxonomy places the organism in Eukaryota, Fungi, Ascomycota, Eurotiomycetes, Eurotiales, Aspergillaceae.
AUGAUUGGCACGGCGGCUACCAUGAGCAACAUUGCGGAGGAGCUGGUCCAUCGACCCCAUAUGUCGCACUUGGGUGUGGCAAAGCACCCGGGGUCUAAUCACUUGCUGCCCCCGGUGUGCCGUGCAUGGGGCCAGAUUAUGGGCUUAACGGGGUCCACUUGGCCAACGGGGGGGCCAUCACGCCGUACCAUGCAGAAACUAAUAGGCUUGAAUAAACUUGAGUGGGCCCCGAUUAGCCAAGCAAUUGACGUCUACAAUGGGUCCUUUCAGCAUGCAGGGGCCACCAAUUCCAGAUCUCGGAAUUUUCAUCAAAUGGACCCCAAUCAACGUGGCCCCAAGUAA